Penicillium lagena is the source of this 1134-nucleotide messenger RNA. RefSeq names its product pyruvate dehydrogenase (acetyl-transferring) subunit E1 beta. The coding region runs from base 1 to 1134 and encodes 377 amino acids. NCBI's taxonomy places the organism in Eukaryota, Fungi, Ascomycota, Eurotiomycetes, Eurotiales, Aspergillaceae. Gene Ontology annotation, molecular function: pyruvate dehydrogenase (acetyl-transferring) activity. Gene Ontology annotation, biological process: pyruvate decarboxylation to acetyl-CoA. The record is from RefSeq and is a predicted model, not a curated record. The transcript is spliced from 4 exons.
AUGGCUGCUCCCCGGCUUUUCCGCCCAGCAGCUCGCCUGCUGUCUUCGCGCCUUGCUUCCUCCUCUCUCCGCCCGGCCCUGCCUCAAUCCGCCUGCGCCCAUUCGGUUCUGCGCUCCCGGGGAUAUGCGACCGAGGGUGGUGUCAAGGAGGUCACCGUCCGCGAUGCGCUGAACGAGGCCCUGGCGGAGGAGUUGGAGAGCAAUCAGAAGACCUUCAUUCUGGGUGAGGAGGUUGCACAGUACAACGGAGCGUACAAGGUGACACGAGGACUUCUGGACCGUUUCGGACCCAAGCGGGUGAUUGAUACCCCCAUCACGGAGGCCGGUUUCUGUGGUCUGGCUGUCGGAGCUGCUCUGUCUGGCCUACACCCGAUUUGCGAGUUCAUGACCUUCAACUUUGCCAUGCAGGCCAUUGACCAGAUUAUCAACUCGGCCGCGAAGACCCACUACAUGUCCGGUGGCAUCCAGCCCUGCAACAUCACUUUCCGCGGCCCCAACGGGUUUGCCGCCGGUGUGGCCGCCCAGCACUCGCAGGAUUAUUCGGCCUGGUACGGCAGCAUUCCGGGAUUGAAGGUGGUUUCUCCAUGGAGCUCGGAGGAUGCUAAGGGUCUGCUGAAGGCUGCCAUUCGGGACCCCAACCCGGUCGUGGUCCUGGAGAACGAGCUUAUGUACGGCCAGGUUUUCCCGAUGAGCGAGGCCGCCCAGAAGAGCGACUUUGUCCUGCCCAUCGGCAAGGCCAAGAUUGAGCGCCCCGGCAAGGACCUGACCAUUGUUUCCAUCUCCCGCUGUGUCGGCCAGUCCCUGGCUGCCGCCUCUCAGCUCAAGCAAAAGUACGGUGUCGAGGCGGAGGUGAUCAACCUGCGCUCCGUCAAGCCUCUGGAUGUCGAGACCAUCAUCGCCUCGCUCAAGAAGACCGGCCGCCUGAUGGUCGUCGAGUCCGGCUUCCCCAUGUUCGGUCUUUCGUCCGAAAUUCUGGCGCUCUCCAUGGAGUACGGCUUCGACUACCUGACCGCCCCGGCUGUCCGGGUCACUGGUGCUGAGGUGCCCACCCCGUACGCCGUCGGUCUGGAGAACAUGGCCUUCCCCCAGGAGGACACUGUUGUCGGCCAGGCUGCGAAGCUGCUGCGGUUGUGA